Messenger RNA from Pezoporus flaviventris, 1066 nucleotides. RefSeq names its product TatD DNase domain containing 3 (gene TATDN3). The transcript is spliced from 9 exons. The coding region runs from base 325 to 984 and encodes 219 amino acids. Lineage: Eukaryota; Metazoa; Chordata; Aves; Psittaciformes; Psittacidae. Gene Ontology annotation, molecular function: hydrolase activity, acting on ester bonds. The record is from RefSeq and is a predicted model, not a curated record.
CGGAAGCAGAACCCGCGGCCACCCCGCCUCUUCCUCUGCGCCCGCGGCGCGGCAUGGCGGCGGGACCGGUGGACUGCCACUGCCACCUCGCCGCGCCCUGCUUCCAGGCGGACGUGGCGGAUGUGGUGCGGGCGGCACAGCAGGUGAGGCGCCCGGCAGCGACCCGCGGCCCGCUCCGCCCCGGCCGGGCCUCAGCGGCGCGGGGGUUUCUGUGUGCUGCAGGCGGCGGUGUCGGCCCUUGUCGUGGUGUCGGAGCAGGCGGCGGAGUUCCCGAGCGUCCUGGCGCUGUCGGAGAGUUUCUCUCACGGUACUGAUGCACGUUCCAUGCCUAGAUUCCCGGGGUUUGUUUUCCCGUGCCUGGGAGUUCACCCGGUUCAGGAGGUUUCACCAGAGGAGCAGCGCAGCGUUACACUGAAGGAUCUGGAUGCUGCAUUGCCGCUUAUAGAACUCUACAAAGAUAAACUGGUGGGGAUUGGGGAAGUUGGACUAGAUUUCACUCCCAGAUUUGCCAGCACGGAUGAACAGAAGGAAGGACAAAGACAGGUUUUGAUCAAGCAGACUGAGAUAGCGAGAAGACUGGACUUGCCUUUAAAUGUUCAUUCCCGCUCAGCUGGAAGACCGACCAUUAACCUCUUGAAGGAACAAGGUGCUACCAAGGUGUUGCUCCAUGCCUUUGAUGGAAAGCCAUCUGUUGCAAUGGAAGGGGUGAAAGCUGGAUACUUCUUCUCCAUUCCUCCUUCCAUUAUAAGGAGUGAACAGAAGCAGAAGCUUGUGAAGCUGUUACCACUGGAAAAUAUGUGCUUGGAAACUGACUCUCCUGCUCUGGGGCCUGAAAAACAGGUGAGAAAUGAACCAAAAAAUAUCUACAUUGCUGCAGAAUACAUUGCCAGAAUUAAAGGAAUUCCAGUUGAAGAAGUUAUAGAAGUCACUACACAGAACGCACUGAAAGUAUUCCCCAAACUUCGGAACUUUCCUCAGAUAUAGACUGAGAAACUGAAAUAUAUGAUAUUGCAGAAACUGUUAUUUAUGGUUUAAUUAAUAAAGCCAGUGUCCAUCUUGUUUUAAA